CGAGCAGCAGCCGUCUCGCAAACUGCAGGUUUUCGGGACUCGCGACCGCAGCGUGAGACAGAGCCCAACGGUCUCCCCUGCCAGGCCCUGCCCGUGCGGGCCCCCCGGGCAGAGCUGCACCUGCACGGCCUCGGGGGCGGCAGCAGCGAUAGCUGCCGAGACCGGGCGCAGGCAGCGGGUUCGCCCUCUCCGAGCCAGUGACGAUGCCCGCGGUGCAGAAAACCGUGUCCGAGAUCCGCUCCAGAGCGGAGGGCUACGGGAAGACAGAUGAUGUUUCAGAGAAAACUUCACUCGCUGAUCAAGAGGAAGUGAGAACUGUAUUCAUCAAUCAGCCCCAGUUGACCAAAUUCUGCAAUAAUCAUGUCAGCACUGCAAAAUACAAUAUAAUCACAUUCCUGCCAAGGUUUCUUUAUUCCCAGUUCAGAAGGGCUGCUAAUGCAUUUUUUCUUUUUAUUGCAUUACUUCAGCAAAUUCCAGAUGUGUCGCCAACGGGUCGUUAUACAACAUUGGUUCCUCUGUUAUUUAUUUUAGCUGUAGCAGCAGUCAAAGAAAUCAUAGAAGAUCUUAAAAGACAUAAAGCUGAUAAUGCAGUGAACAAGAAACAAACACAAGUACUGAGAAAUGGUGCUUGGGAGAUUGUCCAUUGGGAAAAGGUAGAUGUUGGAGAUAUAGUUGUAAUAAAAGGCAAAGAGUAUAUACCUGCUGACACUGUACUUCUCUCAUCAAGUGAGCCACAAGCCAUGUGCUACAUUGAAACAUCAAAUUUAGAUGGUGAAACAAACCUAAAAAUUCGACAGGGUUUGCCAUUGACAGCGGAUAUAAAAGACAUAGACAGUUUGAUGAUACUUUUGGGCAGAAUUGAAUGUGAAAGCCCAAAUCGACAUCUCUAUGAUUUUGUUGGAAAUAUCAGACUAGAUGGGCAUGGUACUGUUCCACUGGGACCUGACCAAAUUCUUUUACGAGGCGCUCAACUAAGAAAUACCCAGUGGGUUCAUGGAAUAGUUGUCUAUACUGGACAUGAUACAAAACUCAUGCAGAAUUCAACAAGCCCGCCUCUUAAACUGUCCAAUGUGGAACGAAUUACAAAUAUUCAGAUCUUGAUUUUGUUCUGCAUUCUUAUGGCCAUGUCUUUAAUCUGUUCUAUUGGUUCAGCUAUAUGGAAUCGAAGGCAUGGCCAAAGGGACUGGUAUCUCAAUCUAAACUAUGGUGGAGCUAACAAUUUUGGACUGAAUUUCUUGACCUUUAUCAUUCUCUUCAAUAAUCUCAUUCCAAUCAGUUUGUUGGUUACACUAGAAGUUGUUAAAUUUAUCCAGGCAUAUUUCAUAAAUUGGGAUAUAGACAUGCACUACGAACCUACAGACACUGCCUCCAUGGCUCGUACAUCCAAUCUCAAUGAAGAACUUGGCCAGGUCAAAUACAUAUUUUCUGACAAAACUGGUACCCUGACUUGCAAUGUAAUGCAAUUUAAGAAGUGCACCAUAGCAGGAAUUGCUUACGGCCAUUGUCCCGAGCCUGAGGAUUAUAGUAGUUCUUCAGAUGAUUGUCAGGGCUCACAGACUGGAGAAGAGAAACCAUUUAGUGAUCCAUCACUGCUGGAGAAUCUCCAAAGCAAUCAUCCAACUGCACCUAUAAUUUGCGAGUUUCUAACAAUGAUGGCAGUGUGUCAUACAGCUGUUCCAGAAAGAGAAGGUGAUAAGAUUAUAUAUCAAGCAGCAUCUCCAGAUGAAGGAGCAUUGGUCAGAGCAGCCAAACAACUUCGUUUUGUAUUCACUGGAAGGACACCUGACUCGGUAAUUAUAGACUCUCUUGGCCAUGAGGAAAGAUAUGAAUUGCUAAAUGUGCUGGAAUUUACAAGCACUAGGAAAAGAAUGUCUGUGAUUGUUCGCACACCAACAGGGAAAUUAAGACUCUACUGUAAAGGAGCUGACACAGUUAUUUAUGACCGUCUGGCCGAGAGUUCCAAAUACAAAGAAAUUACUUUAAAACAUUUAGAGCAGUUUGCUACAGAAGGUUUAAGAACUCUCUGUUUUGCUGUUACUGAGAUAUCAGAAAGCGAAUAUCAAGAGUGGCUAGAUGUCUAUCAUCGAGCGUCAACAUCUGUACAAAACAGAGCACUGAAGCUUGAGGAGAGUUAUGAACUAGUUGAAAAAAAUCUUCAACUGCUCGGAGCUACAGCCAUUGAAGACAAGCUGCAAGACAAAGUGCCUGAAACCAUAGAAACUCUAAUGAAAGCAGACAUCAAAAUUUGGAUUCUUACUGGGGACAAACAAGAGACUGCUAUUAACAUUGGUCACUCAUGUAAACUUUUGAAAAAGAACAUGGGACUCAUUGUUAUCAAUGAAGGGUCUCUUGAUGGAACAAGAGAGACCCUAAGUCAUCAUUGCAGUACUCUUGGUGAUGCUUUGAGGAAGGAAAAUGACUUUGCUCUUAUAAUUGAUGGUAAAACACUGAAGUAUGCCUUAACAUUUGGAGUAAGACAGUAUUUCCUGGAUUUGGCUUUGUCAUGUAAAGCUGUUAUUUGUUGCAGGGUGUCUCCUCUUCAGAAAUCUGAAGUAGUAGAAAUGGUAAAAAAACAGGUUAAAGUAGUAACACUGGCUAUUGGUGAUGGAGCAAAUGAUGUUAGUAUGAUACAGACUGCACAUGUUGGCGUUGGUAUUAGUGGAAAUGAAGGGCUACAGGCAGCUAAUUCUUCGGAUUACUCCAUAGCACAGUUCAGAUAUCUGACGAACUUGUUGUUGGUUCAUGGUGCUUGGAACUACAGCAGAAUAGCUAAAUGCAUCUUGUACUGUUUCUACAAGAAUAUAGUCCUUUAUAUUAUUGAGAUCUGGUUUGCUUUUGUUAACGGCUUUUCUGGACAAAUUCUUUUUGAAAGAUGGUGUAUAGGUCUUUACAAUGUGAUAUUUACAGCUAUGCCACCACUGACUCUCGGAAUAUUUGAGAGAUCCUGCCGAAAGGAAAAUAUGUUGAAAUAUCCAGAAUUAUACAAGACUUCUCAAAAUGCCCUGGACUUUAACACAAAGGUUUUCUGGGUUCAUUGUUUAAAUGGCCUCUUCCACUCAGUUAUUCUGUUUUGGUUUCCACUAAAAGCCUUCCACUAUGGUACUGUAUUUGGCAAUGGUAAAACUUCAGACUACCUGCUCUUGGGAAACAUUGUUUACACUUUUGUAGUGAUAACAGUGUGUUUAAAAGCUGGAUUAGAGACUUCAUAUUGGACCUUGUUUAGCCAUAUAGCAAUAUGGGGAAGCAUUGCACUUUGGGUAGUGUUUUUUGGAGUCUACUCGUCCUUGUGGCCUGUCAUUCCUAUGGCACCUGACAUGUCCGGGGAGGCAGUUAUGUUGUUCAGCUCUGGAGUCUUUUGGAUGGGUCUGUUAUGUAUUCCUGUGACAGCUUUGCUUUUUGAUGUCGUAUACAAAGUAAUCAAGAGAGCUACUUUUAAGACACUGGUAGAUGAAGUACAGGAGUUGGAAGCAAAAUCUCAAGAUCCAGGGGCAGUUGUGCAUGGCAAGAGCUUAACUGAAAGAGCUCAACUACUGAAGAAUGUCUUUAAGAAGAGUCCUGUGAACUUGUACCGCUCUGAAUCUCUGCAGCAGAACUUGCUUCAUGGCUAUGCGUUCUCUCAAGAUGAAAAUGGAAUAGUUUCCCAAUCUGAAGUAAUAAGAGCUUAUGAUACCACAAAACAAAGACCUGAUGAAUGGUGAAGGAAUACAGCUUGCAACAGAGAGCCUUUAGAAUUACUUAAGUAAGACAAACUACUAGAUCUUUGCUAGGGUCUGCUAGCAGGAUCCAGUCACAAAGAUUACAGGAAGAUCCAUGAUGAUCUUGUUUCAUAAAGAUUGGAUUAGUGUAUUCAAUAGACAUAAGCACUGUGCAACUCUACUGUAACACACUCUCUCUUUACAUUUUUCACAAGUAUUUGCUUUGUCUUUGUAAACAGGGGUUGAAAAUUACCUUGUGUUUUGCCAGAUCACUUAUUUACGAGGCUGAAUCAGUAUUGUUCAUAUAGCAUAUUACUUGGAGCGUCAUUAAUGGUCAGAUUACCACUAUACAUAAAUUAUUAACAUUUGUGCAGGUUCAUAAGUGGCUAUACAUUUAAAGUACAGUUGAUAACAAGCCUUUGAUUUCAACAAGUGCUGACUAACCAACAUUUUAAUGGUGUUAACUCACUUUAUUAAGCAAGAUUUCAAACCAAGGUGUUUGUGUCAAACUAGCCUAAAAAAUAUGUUUGCCAAAGAAGUUCCAUAAUUGCAGUUCUCAAGAAUCUCCAAUAGUCAUUUGCAGAGAAAUUUAAAAGGAAAUUAAUUUAAAGUCCUGAUGUCAGAAAUGCAUGCUUGAUUCUCCAUACUUGAUAAAAAUACAGCAUAAUGAGCCUAACUGGAGUUGCCUUUAUGGUACUUGCUUUCAGAUCUGUGAAACUUUGCAUCUUCGGUCUGAUACAAGCUUUGUAUUUUUUAUUGUUUAAUACGGCUGCCACUUUUUAGUAUGGUGCUCUUAUUUCCAAGUUUUGUUCAAAUUACAAACAAAAUGAAAAUUGCUGUCUUACCUUUCUUCAUCAUAAUUUUAGCCAUUUUUGCAAUGCUUGUGCUUUAUAUGCGCAUCUGGUCACAAUUUGAUCAGAAAAGUUUGUCCUAAUUCAUAAAGACAGAUUAGCUAUUUAUGGGCUUUUAUUCUAAAGUUAUCUAGAACAUGACUUGUUAAAGCAAUGUAUGCCUUUUAGCUCUGUGUGGUGUGUACUCUUCCAUUUGCACCAGAGUCACCUCCUACUAUGCACUCAAAUAUACUGAAGUAGUUCUUUACAGCUUAUUUGUCACUAGCAAACCUCCAUACUUUCAGCUUUUAACAAAAAUGGAGGGAAAAUGCACAAAAGAAAACAAAAUUUUCCACAAUUUGCUCAACUCAGCAGUGUAAAAGUUACACUUCUCACCAAGAGUACACUGUAAUUAGAAAUUUUAAAAAAUUAAUUACAUUUAGUCUGUCUCCGCCCAAUAUUAAAUGAUGGCCUAACUUCAGAUGUUACGUUUAUUUGUGACAAUGGCACAAUCAGAGUCCAAUUUAACUUU
Molecule: messenger RNA, 5057 nt
Organism: Mauremys reevesii (Reeves's turtle)
Lineage: Eukaryota; Metazoa; Chordata; Testudines; Geoemydidae
Gene: ATP8A1
Product: ATPase phospholipid transporting 8A1
Exons: 37
Coding region: 204-3698 (1164 amino acids)
Biological process (GO): phospholipid translocation
Cellular component (GO): plasma membrane
Molecular function (GO): ATP hydrolysis activity; magnesium ion binding; ATPase-coupled intramembrane lipid carrier activity
Source: RefSeq, a predicted model, not a curated record